AUGUUUCUCCAUAGUAUUCUCGCCUUUAUGGCGGGCCUCCAGCUCGCCGCCGGGAAGGUCUAUGAUACCCGAUUCAAGGGCACGACAUGGGACGAUGAGAAAUGGAUUUUGAAGACUACAAAUCUGGAUCAAGGACACUAUCAGUCGCGGAUGUCGCUGGCGAAUGGGUAUAUGGGGAUCAACGUUGCUGCUGUGGGCCCCUUCUUCGAAGUAGACACUCCAGUAGACGGCGACAUGAUCGGUGGCUGGCCUCUCUUCAACCGGCGGCAGACCUUUGCAACCAUUGCGGGCUUCUACGAUUCGCAGCCUACUACCAACGGCACAAACUUCGAGUGGCUCUACCAAUACGGCGGCGAAAGCGUAAUCAGCGGUGUACCGCACUGGUCUGGGCUUCAUGUGGCAGUUGGCGACGACCUUCUAGAUGCCAGCGUUCCGUCAGAUCAGAUCUCGGACUUUAGCUCGGCACUCAACAUUCGUCAUGGCUUGAUGACAUGGAGCUAUACCUGGACGCCCAGCAGCGGCUCUGCGAUCGAUAUCGAGUACUCCAUGUUCGUGCACAAGCUGAAUGUCAACCAAGCGGCCGUACAGCUCAAGAUGACUGCAAAGGAAGACAUCAAGGUCUCGGUGAUUGACCUCCACGACGGCGACUGCGCGGUCCGCACGGAUUUCGUCGGCAAAGGCUUCAUGGACGAUAUGCCAGUGAUCUGGUCCGCUGUGAGCCCCAAUGGUCUCAGCGACAUCCAUGCGUACAUCUACUCGGCCAUGAUCGGAGACGACUCUUGCGACUCGAGCAGCCGGACGCAAUACACAGACAAGUCAGUCAUUGGGCAGAACAAAUCAUCCAUCGCGCAAGCUGUGGCUGUCAAUCUGUCGGCAGGCAAGACUAGCACAGUGACGAAGUACAUCGGCGGUGCUUCUAGCGAUGCUUUCGAUGACCCCCAGUCGACUGCAAUGGCAGCUUUGCUGGCGGCAUCGAACGCAGGGUGGAACAAGCUCUACGCAAGUCACUGCAACGAGUGGCAGAGUAUCAUGUCUACGGAGACUGUUGACGACUACCGGGAUCCGGAUUCUGGUCUGCUUCCUGACGAUGACAACAUUGUCGAGCUCGCCAUUACCGCGGUCACCAAUCCGUUCCACAUGCUCCAGAACACUGUCGGUGCUCGAGCAAUAGAAGCAGCCGAUGGCAACAACAAGCUCGACCUCAACAGCAUCGCGGUCGGCGGCCUUGGGAGCGAUGCUUACGCUGGUUGGAUCUUCUGGGAUGCCGAAGUCUGGAUGGCACCUGGCCUCGUAGUCACCUACCCCGAUGCUGCUCGACAGAUUGCGGAGUACAGAGUCGAUAAGUUCGCUCAAGCUCAGAGGAACAUGAAAACUGCAUACCAGUCCAGCCAGAACGAGACUGGGAAGUUCUCCUCUAAUAGCGCAGUCUUCCCCUGGAUUUCUGGUAGGUUUGGAAACUGCACAGCUGCCGGCCCUUGCUUCGACUAUGAGUACCAUCUCAAUGGUGACAUCGGCUUGGAGUUUUACAACUAUUACGCUGUGACGGGAGAUUCGCCCUUCUUCAAGAAAGAGCUGCUUCCAAUCUACGAUGCAGUUGCGCAGUUGUACGCGGAGGUGGUGACAUACAACGAGACGUCCGGAAAAUAUGACCUCUACAACGCCACAGACCCAGAUGAGUACGCCAAUUUCCAGACGAAUGUCGGCUUCACGAUGGUCUUGAUGCAUACUCACCUAAACACGGCGAACACUCUUCGAGCUCGCUUCGACAUGCCCGAAAAUGAGACUUGGGCGGACAUCGCAUCGAAGAUCAACAUUCCCGUGAACGAAAAGGCAGGCAUCAUUCUCGAAUACGCCGCCAUGAACGGUAGCAUUGAAGUGAAGCAGGCGGAUGUGGUGCUCGUUGACGACUUCCUGGACUACCCGAACCCAUACUCGCUGAACAACCUUGACUACUACGCCGGCAAGCAAUCUCUCAACGGCCCCGGGAUGACCUAUGGCGUAUUCAGCAUCAACGCCAACCAGAUCAGCCCGUCCGGCUGCUCUGCUUAUACCUACGAGCUCUAUGGCUCCCAGCCAUACACCCGCGGCCCAUGGUUCCAAUACUCCGAGCAGCUGCUAGACAACUACGAGGCCAACGGCGGCACGCAUCCAGCCUACCCCUUUCUGACCGGCAUGGGUGGUGCCAACCGUGUCGCAGUCUUCGGCUACCUAGGCCUAAAGCUGACGCUCGAAUCUCUCAACGUCGACCCUAACCUACCGCCUCAGAUCCUUAACCUCAACUAUCGCACCAUCUACUGGCAAGGCCACCCCAUCUCCGCCGUCUCCAACCAGACCCACACCACACUCACCCGCACCGGCAAACCACUGGAGAACGCCAACAGCACCUUCACCGACUCCCCGAUUCCAGUCACCCGCGACGUCGACGACGCUUCCCGCUCCGGCAACAGCACAGUCUGGCACCUUCCACCCGGAGGCAGCAUCACCAUCAAGAAUCGCCAGAUUGGCGAGAUCAAAACAGUCCCAGGCAACAUCGCGCAAUGCCGCCCCGUCACCUCGAACCGCAACUACGAAAUCGGGCAAUUCCCUCUUGCGGCCGUCGACGGCGCCGUCUCCACCAAAUGGCAACCCACCCACCUCAACGUCCCCUCCUCCCUCACAGUCUCCCUCCCGGAGCCGUUCGUCCCCGUCACAACCCUCAAAUUCGACUGGGCUCAAUCCCCACCCUCCUCCUACCGCGUCACCUUCUCCAACUCCUCCUCCGGCUCCGACAGCGUGGAAGUCGCGAGCGACGACGACGUGGAGAUCAGCGAUGCAUACGUGGCAGCUCGAGCGGCGGAUAUCGUGCCCUACGCGAGUAAUACGACGAAUGUGACGCUGGAGACGCCAGUGUGGAGCGGGAGGUUCGCGACGUUGACGAUCAAGGGGAAUAGGGCUUUGGAGGGGACGGGGGAGGAGAGGAAUGGAACGGGGGCUAGUGUGGCGGAGUUUGCGAUUGUGGGGGAGGGAGGGGAGGAUCUGGUUGGGAGGAGUACGGGGGUUUGGUAG
Molecule: messenger RNA, 3045 nt
Organism: Saxophila tyrrhenica
Lineage: Eukaryota; Fungi; Ascomycota; Dothideomycetes; Mycosphaerellales; Extremaceae
Gene: ATH1
Product: alpha,alpha-trehalase ath1
Exons: 2
Coding region: 1-3045 (1014 amino acids)
Biological process (GO): trehalose catabolic process
Cellular component (GO): fungal-type cell wall
Molecular function (GO): alpha,alpha-trehalase activity; carbohydrate binding
Source: RefSeq, a predicted model, not a curated record